Messenger RNA from Triticum turgidum subsp. durum (durum wheat), 1515 nucleotides. NCBI's taxonomy places the organism in Eukaryota, Viridiplantae, Streptophyta, Magnoliopsida, Poales, Poaceae. The record is from the annotation of a GenBank genome assembly.
AUGUGGAUGUAUUUAUCGGAGAAUGACAAAUUUAGCGACUUUGGUAAUGAGGAUGCACUCAUCUGGCAUGAAACAAACAUACCAUAUGCAGUCUGGACACCUACCAGUACCAGAACACACACACUGACAUACUAUCCAACGGAGGCUCUCAAGCACAAUGGCUCUUUGUAUGCUCAUGUUUAUUUUUCCCGUUCGGGUUACCCUGUGGACCCUACCGAUCCUGAAUAUGAGCAAAAAUCUGCAUUUGGAAGGACACAUCCUAUUGUGGCAUACUUGCGGAAAUCAAAAGCUGGUCAUAAGAAGAGCUUGCUUGGAGAUUCGGAUGAGUCCGAGGAAAAGCUACCCCCUAAGGAGAACAAAGAGUCCGAAGACAAAGAGGAGGGCCCAGUUGAAUAUAUUUCUUAUUGGAAACCAAAUGUGACAAUAAAUCUUGUUGAUGACUUCACACGUUACUAUCCAACUGUAUUCUUCAAUGAAUUUUGGCUGUUGAGGGACAAAUUGACAGCACUCAACGAGACUGUGAAGGAACUGACCUUGAACCUUGAAGUUAGUCCUAUCAGCAUGACCAAGUGGCAAUUAUUUCUACAGAUUGAGCAGUCUUUCCAAGUUCAUCGUAGUUAUGGAAGUAUGCUUGAAGGCGAGGCUGAUGAGCUCAAGAGGGUUUUCCUUGAAGGAAAUCCAUAUCUACUGGGGUUGACCAUGAUUGUAUCUCUGUUCCACUCUCUGUUCGAUUUCCUGGCUUUCAAGAAUGAUAUCCAGUUCUGGAAUAAAAACAAGUCCAUGGAAGGUCUUUCAGCGAAAUCUGUUGUUCUGAACUUCAUUUGUCAGCUGAUUAUAUUUCUGUACCUGCUUGACAAUGAUACAUCAUGGAUGAUUCUUGCUAGCUCUGGAGUUGGUGUGUGCAUUGAAUUUUGGAAGAUAGGAAAAGCGAUGCAUGUUGAGAUUGACAGAAGUGGAAAGAUACCCAUGUUGAGAUUCCGGGAUCGUGAGUCAUAUGCACAGAAUAAGACUAAGGAGUACGAUGCGCUUGCAAUGAAGUAUCUUACGUAUGUCCUUCUAGUCCUUAUGGCUGGUUUUGCUAUCUAUUCACUCAAGUAUGAUAAACACAAGAGCUGGUACUCGUGGAUACUCUCUUCCCUCACAAGUUGUGUUUACAUGUUUGGUUUCAUUAUGAUGUGCCCACAAUUAUUUAUCAACUACAAGCUGAAGUCCGUCGCUCACAUGCCAUGGAGACAAAUGACCUACAAGUUCCUCAACACUAUAAUUGAUGAUCUGUUUGCAUUUGUGAUUAAGAUGCCGUGGUUGCAUCGUCUCUCGGUUUUCAGAGAUGAUGUUAUCUUCUUGAUAUACCUCUACCAGAGGUGGGUAUACCCAGUUGACAAGAAGCGUGUCAACGAGUUUGGCUUUGGAGGGGAAGACGAACCCGCAGCACCCCAAACUUUGGAAGGAGCAGCGGCUGCCCAACAGAUCGAGGCCAAGGCUGAGACGAGCACGGAGGACAAGAAGACAAAGUGA